Molecule: messenger RNA, 780 nt
Organism: Pelodiscus sinensis (Chinese soft-shelled turtle)
Lineage: Eukaryota; Metazoa; Chordata; Testudines; Trionychidae
Source: RefSeq, a predicted model, not a curated record
AUGGCUAGCGGGGUGCUGGACCCUGUGGUUCCCAUGUCUAUGCAGCUCCCAUGGUCCCCCUCACCUGGGUCUCCUCCCUCUCUGCUACAGGUGAACACGUUCCAGGCCGUGCUGGCAAACGACGGCCAAGUCACCUUCAUCAUGCUGAACUAUGGAAUGAUCCAGUGGACCACAGGCACAGCGAGUGGCGGAAACGCCAACACUGGCCUAGGGGGUAAACCCGCCCAGGCCGGGUUCAACAGCGGUGACAACAAAAACUUCUACAACAUCCCGGGUUCCCGCACGGAGGCUGUCCUCCGCAUCGGGCAGACGAGCAACGUCGGGGUUCCAGGGCGCUGGGUCUUCCAAGUGAAUGAUUUCAAGGUGACGGGGGUCCCCACCGAGAGCAGCAGCGACUGCUGGCUGUAAGCCUCCAGCUCAGGAGUCAUGUGCCUCGUUUGCAAACCUCAGAUCUCUGCCCCCACCCUACCUGAGCCCCCUCCCGAGGCCCAUCCCCACCAAGCACCACAGCCAGGCUCCCUGCUCGGGCCACCCCGUGUCUUCUCCACAUGACCCCCUGCCUGGCUUGGAGGGGCCCUUCCUCAACCCUGCUGGGCAUCAUGCGACCCAUUCCAGCUGCUGGAAGGAUCCAGGCUGCUGCCCCAACCAGCAGGUGCCCCCGCAGCCAGCGCGGAGUGUAGUGUAGCAAUAAAGGAUCCUCUGUGAACUGCGGCUUGACUGUCUGUUCCCUGAAGGGCGGGGGACGCCUGAGGCAGUGUCUCUAUAGGUGGCAGGGGGGGA